AUGGCGUCGACGGCCUUCCCCUCGCUCUCCUCCACUGUAGCUCUCCCGCCUUCCGCCCUCUGGUCCGCCAAGCUCUCCGUGAGUCCCCCAAGCCUUCCCCCGUCAGCGCACUUGCGCUGCUUUUCCCAUCAACGCGCGAUCUCCGCGCCUGCACUUCCCGCUCACACGCCGAGGCUGCCCGCACUUUAUGCGUCUCAUCGCAUCAUCUGUCCCCUUCCCCCUUACCUCGCGCCGUACCCGACGAACGCGCCGUGGCAAAACUUCGUGCUGGGGCAGGGCGGCAGCCCGGAGCUCGUGAGCCCGUACGUGGUCCAGAGCGGCGACGGGCGCGUCGCGUGGGGGAUACCGGCGCGCAACGCGCAGCCGGCAUACAUCAUCCAAGCCUUCAUCACCAACCUCAUGCUCUCCACGCUGCAAGGCCUUCCGCCGCACCAGGUUUCCGCCUACGACGAUCUCUCCGUUACCCUCUCCUUCCGCCAGCCCUCCUCCGCGCCUUCCGCGCCCCCCGCGCUCGUGGUUCCGCUGGUGCGCGGGUCCCCCUAUUUGACUUUCAUAUUCCCCCAGGGCGGCCCCCCCGCGACGCCCGUGCUCAAGACGAUCCACGCGAUUCUGAGCGUAGAGGCGCGCGGCGACAGCAAGUACCGCGUCGCGCUCAACAACGGCCAGACAUGGCUGGUGUACCUAUCGUCGCCGCUGGCGCUGCGGCAGGACGGAUCGUCGAUUGUGGCGGGCGCGCCGUUCACGGGGACCAUGCGCGUGGCGCUGCUGCCGGGCAACUCCCCGCAGCGCGAGGAGGCGCUGCUGGACGCGCACGUGGCGACGGUGCCGGUGGGCGGACGCGCGCGGGUGGGCGCGUUCCGCAUCAAGUUAAGCUGGCGUACGCAGCAGUGGCGCAAGCUGGCUCCCGGCGGCACCAAAACGCCGCUGCUCAUGCUGUCUCUGCCAGUGCACCGGCGCCUGCGAGUGUUCGCGCACAACCCCACCCCGGCCUCCGCCCUCCGCCGUCACCGCAGCGUCUCCCCUUUCGACAAUAGCGCGCCCGCCAUCCGCGUCUCCGCGCCUGGCGGCCUCUCCUCCACGCGCGCCGACGGCGGGUGGGGCGAGACGGGGUGGGACUCCGACAGCAGCAGCGGCAGCAGCAGCAGCGACAGCGAAACGGGGUCCCUCCCUCAGGGCAAUGCAGCUUCAUGGGUUACGGGACCCGCGUCAGCAGCAGCAUCCGGCGCAAGCGACCCUGCAGCGUCGAACCAGGGAGCCAUGGCAUCAACAUCGGCGUCGCCCGCAUCGUGGCAUGGACAGGUGACGCAAGAUACGGUGCUGUCAUACCCCACCUUAGACGGGCGGGCAAUAGGCGUGAAAGGCGCAGUGUGGGAGCUCAAAGUGCCGAAGACGCCCACCACGUGGCACUCUCCCAGCCUCUCGUCCGACCCGCAGUUGAUGGACGCGCUACGGGCGAGCCUGAAGCAGGACGUCGCGGCGCUGCCGCCGCUCACCACGGCCUCGACAUACUUCUUUGGCAAGGCCGCGGCGCGCGCGGCGCGCCUCGCGCUGAUCGCGGAGCAGGUGCACGACGACGGCAGCCUCGCUGCGGUCCUGCCGCCGCUGCGCGCCGCGCUGACAGCCUGGCUGGACGGAACCUUCCCCGGAAACCGCCUGCUGUACGAUCCCACGUGGGGCGGCGUGGUGAGCGAAGCCGGGUCGCGCGACAAGGGCGCGGAUUUCGGGCUCGGCAUGUACAACGACCAUCACUUCCACUACGGCUACUUCGUCUACGCUGCUGCGACCGUCGCGAAAUUCGACCCGAUGUGGGGUAACCGGUAUCGCGCGCAGCUCGCGGCGCUCGUGGCGGACUACAUGUCGGUGAACCGAACCGCGGCGUUCCCAAGGCUGCGCCACUUCGACGCGUACGAGCUGCACUCGUGGGCGAGCGGGCUGUUCGACUUCGCGGACGGGCGCAACCAGGAGAGCUUCAGCGAGGCCGCGAACGCCUACUACGCCGCGUCGCUCCUCGCGUUCACCUUCGGCGACCUCCCAUUGGCCACGCUCGGCGCCACGCUGGCAGCCGUCGAGGCCAUCGCGGCGCAGGUGCUGAUGCAGGUGCCGGUAGCGGGGAGCUCCUCGUCUCCCCCGCCGUCGCUGUCGCCCGCGUACGAGCCAAUAUUCGCGGACGCGAAUCGCAUGCUGGGCAUGGUGUGGUCGACGAAGCGCGACGCGGGGCUGUGGUUCGCGGCGCCUGCUGAGCUGGACAAGCGCGUGGGCAUCCAGGUGCUGCCAAUCACGCCCUUCCUCGCGCACCUCUUCCCCGACCGCGCGUACGCGCAGCAGCUGGUGGAAUGGGCGCAGCCCGUGCUGAGCGGGAGCGGAGUGACAGACGAGUGGCGGGGGUUCGCGUGGGCGCUGCAGGCGCUGUAUGAUCCCCAGGGGGCGAGGGGUAGAAUCGGCGCGCUGGGUGCUUUUGAUGACGGCAACUCCAAGGCGAACAUGCUCUGCAAGCGCCGUCGUCUUGACCUGAGCACGGCUCUUCUCCUCCUCUCGCUCGUCCUUAUUUCAUCUCUCCACGCGGCGAUGGCCUUCCGCUUCUCCGCGGGGCUCCGCGCGGACAAGCUGCGCAAUAUGAUGCGCGGAUCAGCGCAAGGCUGGCGCUCGACCAGCCAACAGCAGCAGCAACAGAGCGGCGGAGGAAUGGGCGCCGGAGGAAUGGGCGGCGGCGGAAUGGGCGGCGGCGGAAUGGGUGGCGGAGGGAUGGGCGGCGGUGGAAUGGGCGGCGGAGGAACGGGCGGCGGCGGGAUGGGUGGCGGAGGGAUGGGCGGCGGAGGGAUGGGCGGCGGUGGAAUGGGCGGCGGCGGAACGGGCGGCGGCGGAAUGGGUGGCGGAGGGAUGGGCGGCGAUGGAAUGGGCAGCGGCGGAAUGGACGGCGGCAGAAUGGGUGGCGGAGGGAUGGGCGGCGGUGGAAUGGGCAAGGGCGGAACGGGCGGCGACGGAAUGGGUGGCGGAGGAACCGGAGGCGGAAUGGGAGGGGGCAUAGGCGGACCUGGUUCCUCUGCUCCCGGAUCACAAUCAGCCAUGGGUCCUGGGGGGGACAUGGGCGGAAGCAUGGGUGGCGGCAUAGGCGGCGGAGGAAUGGGCGGCGGCGGAAUGGGAGGGGGAGGCAUGGGUGGCGGCGGAAUGGGCGGCGGCGGCAUGGGUGGCGGCGGAAUGGGCGGUGGUGGAAUGGGCGGCGGAGGAAUGGGAGGGGGAGGCAUGGGCGGCGGCGGAAUGGGCGGCGGCGGCAUGGGUGGCGGCAGCAUGGGCGGCGGCGGAAUGGGUGGCGGCGGAAUGGGCGGUGGCAGAAUGGGUGGCGGCGGAAUCGGCGGCGGCAUGGGCGGAGGCGGAACGGGUGGGGGCAUGGGCGGACCUGGUUCCUCUGCUCCUGGAUCGCAAUCAGCCAUGGGUCCUGGGGGGAACAUGGGCGGCGGAGGAAUGGGAGGCGGCGGAAUGGGCGGCGGAGGCAUGGGCGGCGGAGGUAUGGGCGGCGGAGGUACGGGCGGGUCAGGGUGGUUUGCUCCAGGGUCGCAGGCAGCCCUCGGCCAGGGUGGACCUGGGAUGGGCGGAGGGAUGGGUGGAGGGAUGGGGGGAGGGAUGGGGGGAGGGAUGGGCGGAGGGAUGGGGGGAGGGAUGGGCGGAGGGAUGGGGGGAGGGAUGGGCGGAGGGAUGGGGGGAGGGAUGGGCGGAGGGAUGGGGGGAGGGAUGGGCGGAGGGAUGGGGGGAGGGAUGGGCGGAGGGAUGGGGGGAGGGAUGGGCGGAGGGAUGGGGGGAGGGAUGGGCGGAGGGAUGGGGGGAGGGAUGGGCGGAGGGAUGGGGGGAGGGAUGGGCGGAGGGAUGGGGGGAGGGAUGGGCUGA
This is a messenger RNA of Closterium sp. Naga37s-1, 3879 nucleotides long. The record is from the annotation of a GenBank genome assembly. NCBI's taxonomy places the organism in Eukaryota, Viridiplantae, Streptophyta, Zygnematophyceae, Desmidiales, Closteriaceae.